CUCGUCAGACCGGUAAUGGUUAGAAGAGGUGUCGAAACAGAACACAAAAUCCUCUUUCCACUGGUAAAUACAGAAAAGGAAAGGUCUUUCUUUCUUUUUAAAUCAAAUCAUUGUCGAGCUUGUCCUUUGUUUUUCUACUCUUGCUGCUUAUACAAGUUCAAGAGAUCAACUUUUCUUGAACAUAACUUUAUGGAUGACGGUUUUGGAAAGAUCAAGGUGAUUCCAGAUCAUUUUCAAGUCUCAACUCCUCCCAGUGAGGAUUCUCUGCAAAACAGAAGUUCACCUGAUUCACAACCAAGUACCGGAAAUUCUUCGAGGUCCCGUAGCAGUUUAUGGUCUCGGCGAAAAUUGAGAAGGGCUGCAUUCAUGUUGAAUCUGUUCAGUUUACGUGGGUUGCCAUGGAGUGGUGCUGAUGGUCAGGAAAAGGUUCAGUUGACUGCUGCAGAGUUGGAAUCACUAAGAUCGCAACUUGCCGAUAUAGAAGAGAGAGAAGCUCACUUGAAAGCUCAGUUGGAACAUAUCGAUGAAAUUUUGCGGUCAGCACGUCUUUCUGGCUAUUUGUACAUACGAAGUAGGUGGACAGCGUUACCCGGAGAACCUGCUCCUAUUGAUGAUAUUGAUGUUGAUGAUUGGCUUCCUAGAUUCGUUGUUCUUCAUGGCCAAUGUAUAUUCUUCUAUUUAUGCUCCACAGAUUUGAGCCCUCAAGAUUCCACACUUCUGUCCGAUGUUGUUGAAGUUGGUCCUCUGCCAAACUUUAUAAGAGAAGAUGAAGGGACACAAUAUUCCUUUUAUAUAUUAACUCGUCAAGGACUGCGUUACGAGUGUUCACAUGUUUCUGAAGUACAGGUGGACACAUGGUUAUCGGCUUUGCGGACAGACUGCAAGUUGGGUUCUGAUGUUGAAGUCCCAAAUGGUUCCUAACAUGUGUUAGGGGUUCUUCCGCUAACAGUAACUCGGUUAGAGCUUAUGCUACCCAGGUUCCUUAUUUUUCUUGAGGUAUCUAUGUCCGAUUCAAACAUGUGUUCAGUCAAUGAUUCUCCAAACAUUCGAAACAAAUUGAAAAUUACCUGUAUUUGAUACUUGUCCCAAGUUCGGGUGACAUAGGUUAGAACUAGUAUAUCGAACAGGCACCAGGAUCUCACUAACAGUUCUUUUGUUGAUGUACAUAUGAUUGGCAUUUCCAAUAAAUCAGCACCUUCUUGUAUGAA
This is a messenger RNA of Gossypium raimondii (Peruvian cotton), 1208 nucleotides long. RefSeq lists its product as uncharacterized. The transcript is spliced from 8 exons. Bases 16 to 921 code for a protein of 301 amino acids. Lineage: Eukaryota; Viridiplantae; Streptophyta; Magnoliopsida; Malvales; Malvaceae. The record is from RefSeq and is a predicted model, not a curated record.